Syngnathus acus (greater pipefish) is the source of this 3377-nucleotide messenger RNA. It is a transcript of the gene cckbra, whose product is annotated as cholecystokinin B receptor a. Lineage: Eukaryota; Metazoa; Chordata; Actinopteri; Syngnathiformes; Syngnathidae. Gene Ontology annotation, molecular function: neuropeptide receptor activity; gastrin receptor activity. The record is from RefSeq and is a predicted model, not a curated record. Gene Ontology annotation, biological process: neuropeptide signaling pathway. The transcript is spliced from 5 exons. Bases 29 to 1396 code for a protein of 455 amino acids. Gene Ontology annotation, cellular component: membrane.
GCAGGUGCGAACCCAGACGGAGCAAGGAAUGUCCCUGCAGGAGGUAAACGUGAGCGCGUUGGAGUCGCCCGGCUGCAUGGAGCUGUGGAAUAUCAGCGUGGAAGUGGCCGGUUUCAACAUGGGCUGCACAAACAGAUCCGCCGUCCCGAAAUCCAGACCUAAAGAGAUGGACACAGUGCGCAUCGUGCUCUACACGCUCAUCUUCCUCCUCGGCGUUUUCGGCAACCUGCUCAUCAUCGUCGUCCUGAUUCUCAACAAGCGCAUGAGAACGGUCACUAACUCCUUCCUGCUGUCGCUCGCUAUCAGCGACUUGAUGAUGGCCAUUUUCUGCAUGCCGUUCACGCUCAUCCCCAACAUCCUGGAGGACUUCAUCUUUGGGGCGGCCAUGUGCAAGACGGUCGCCUAUUUCAUGGGGCUCUCUGUCAGCAUUUCCACCUUCAGCCUGGUGGCUAUUGCCAUCGAGCGAUACAGUGCCAUCUGCAACCCGCUGAAGUCCAGAGCGUGGCAGACGCGAUCCCACGCAUACCGUGUUAUCGCCGCCACCUGGGUGAUCUCUCUGCUCAUCAUGAUUCCCUAUCCGGUGUUCAGUAUCAUCAAGACUUUCCCCAAGGCCAACGGCACCGUAGGCCACAUGUGUCGCCUCACCUGGCCCAGUCACCACGCCGAGCAAAGCUGGUAUGUGCUCCUGCUGUUCAUUCUGUUCUUCAUUCCUGGCGUGGUGAUGGCUGUAGCCUACGGCCUGAUCUCCAGAGAGCUUUAUCGAGGCAUGCGCUUUGAAAUGAAGCAGAACGAAGCAGAGACCACUGAGCUGAAAAACGGAACGAUCCCAGAGUCAAAUGACGAGGACGACGAUGACGGUUGCUACGUUCAGGUUCCCCCAAAGUCCUCCGCCAUGGAGCUCCCAACCCUCCCGACCUCGGCGUCGUCCUCCACGGCCACGAGCGCCGCUUCGGCGCCGCCCAAGACCGAGCGCGCUCGCAGCAACACGUCCAACGCCAAGUUGCAGGCCAAAAAGCGAGUCAUCCGCAUGUUGCUGGUGAUCGUGGCGCUCUUCUUCAUUUGCUGGAUGCCGCUGUACUCGGCCAACACCUGGAAGGCUUUUGACUUGAAGGCGGCGUCCAAAGCCCUAACGGGCAUCCCCAUUUCCUUCAUCCACCUGCUGUCCUACACGUCGGCCUGCGUCAAUCCCGUCAUCUACUGCUUCAUGAACACGCGCUUCCGCAAGGCCCUGCUGUCCACCUUCGCCCGCUGCUGUCGCAAUCGCCUGUGUCGCAAGUGCUGCCCGUCUCUCCUGGAGGCGGGCGAGGAGGGCACCACCGGCUAUUCCAUGGCCACAACGAUGGCGACUUCCGUGUCCAAGUACAGCUACACCACCGUCGGCUCCACGCCCACCUGACCAACCUCCGCAAGAGCCGAGACGGGUGCCGUUGUUUUGCUUUGUAUUUAAAAAUGUCGUCAUCCGCUGAGCAAUGUUUUUUUUUAAUGCCUUUUUUCCCCCAUUACUCAUUUUGAGAGGAUGUUGUAGAAUGUUAGACUGAUGAAUGCGCCUGUUGAAUCUGCAACAAUUGCUUUGUUAUUCUGAAGGAAAGUGCCUCACUUUUUGUUUUUUACAGAUUAUUUAUUUCAUAUUAUUCUCCUAGAAACACCAAAAUGGAUCGUCCUCCCCUCAACGCAGCUCUUGUUUUCUAUCAACUUUUUUGUUGUACUGUCUAUUGUCAUGGGAAAUGUGCAACCUACACACUUGGAUUUUGGGCAAACGGAAGACUCCACACUGGACUGCUUGCCUGUCAGUGGGAAUUGAUCCAUCACCAGCCUGUCCAAAAGUCAGGUAUGUAAACAGAUACCACACCACUACCUUUGGUGUAUCUGAAUUCUCAAUUUGUGUUCUUUUACUUCCUUGUUUCAAGUGUCUGCAAAGUCUGAACACGUGGGUAAAAAUACAACGUUUUCAAUGACCAAAAUGUUCUUGGACUCGAUGCAACAAAUCCGCAUUGCCUUCAAUUUUGGUACAUUAGUCAGUUGAUUUAAAUAACCACUGAGUUAAUUAGUUAACUCUUUCUUCCUUUGAAGAAAAAUGUGUUGAAUUGAAUGGAAAAAUGUUUGAUUAUCCCAAGUGUCCAAACUUUACCCACACCCUUGAUGUGUGCAAAUAUAAAACCCAACCGAGAGCAAUUUUGCCUUAUUACCUCAUAUUUGUAAGAGGCUUGUUUUGAAACAAACCACAGCAUUCAUGUUAUUCCCUAACGCAGCUGAAUUUCGAAUGUUCUGGGAAUACGUAUGCUUCCAUGCAAAUCUGCUUUCGUCAGCUUGAUUAGCUUUCCCGGUUACUCUCUACCUUUGACCCUGGGAGCCAAAUGUGCUUGUUUUUGCCUAAGCUGUUUUCGUUCAUUGCAUAAUGUUUUGGCUCGGCAAAGACAAUUGGCCUCUUCAAAUGCAGUCAAAUAAUGAAAAGGUGCUUCCUCUCCAAUAUGGGUAGGAAAAGUGGUGUUGAAUUUAUUUUUCAGCAGUGCCCAAGUAUUGCUGAUGCAAGUCUCGAACGUGAAACUGCAGUAAACUUUUGUUGCUUGACCACAGCUGCUGCAAAGGAUGAUUGGUAGCCGAAUAUCAUCUCCCUAAAUGAUGGUAGGCAGUAACCGAUGCUAACAGUGGGAUAUUGAAUUCGAUCGACCCCCCUUGUGAAAUUCAAAUAGCCUUGUACCAAGGGACAUUUCGAAGCAAAAACUAGAAUCGAUAUAAAAGCAGAUGUAAUUAGGCAAGUGGUCUUUGUACAGGACGUUUAUUGGGAUUAUUUGAAUUAGUCAUAUCCAAAUUGCAUGUUUUUUUUUUUUUUUUUUAAUUAUAAGGUCAUGGUGACAUAGGAAGAAAAAUACUGAAAUGAUCUCCUUUGAGAUAUCGUUUUGGCAACAUACUGCAAAUCUUUUUCAAUUGAUGGAAGUCAUAACAGCGCAGGAGAAUUUUAAUCCUGAUCUUGGUGUUGCCUUUUUAAUUUAUUACUCUUGUAAUCCCUCAAGGUGAAAUUCAACUGGCGCUCUGCUGUGUACAGUAUUUGUUGUUCAACACACAGAAGCACACACGCAGGCAUGCAUCAAGGGGCCAUACAAACGCUUACAUGGGACCCAAGCUGUGACCCUCCAUUCCAAAGACAAAUCCAAUUAUAUCUGCCUUUCAGAUUGCGAACAAUUCAGAACUGUCCGUAGGGACAACAUCCGUUUUUACACGUAGAUCCCAUAAUUUAGAGAAGGACACCUGUUUGGAUUGUCACUAAGUAGGCAUCGACCCCGCCACUGCCUGUAUGGAAGCCGGGCAAAUGCAGACAAAUGAUAGAUCUACUGAGGAGUAAAGUUGGGAUUGGUUAUGCGGUCGCAAAAAUUAAAACA